This is a messenger RNA of Oldenlandia corymbosa var. corymbosa, 1230 nucleotides long. Lineage: Eukaryota; Viridiplantae; Streptophyta; Magnoliopsida; Gentianales; Rubiaceae. The record is from the annotation of a GenBank genome assembly.
AUGAAUGCUUUAAGCAUCAAGGGAUUCCGGAAGAUAGAUCCUGAGAAAUGGGAAUUUGCUAAUGAAGAUUUUGUGAAAGAUCAAAAACAUCUUCUGAAGAACAUUCAUCGUAGGAAACCCAUACAUAGCCACAGCAAUCCUCAAGGUACCGCAGACCCAGAACGAACAGCUUAUGAGGAGGAAAUUGAUAAGCUAUCCCGUGAGAAAGCUGCUCUUGCAGGUAAUGUCUUAAAGUUCAAACAGGAGCAGGCUACUGCCAAAGUUCAACUGGAAGAUCUUACUGAACGCCUAGGUAAUAUUGAGCAAAGGCAGGGAAGUUUGCUGACCUUUCUGGAGAAAGCAGUUAAGAAUCCAGAUUUUGUUGAACAACUUACUCAGAGGCUUGAGUCAAUGGACGUAUCUGUAUACAAUAAGAAAAGGAGAUUGCCUGAGGGUGAUGAACCCCUAUCUGAUCGAGAUUUUGUGAUGGUUGACAACCAUAGCAGCUCUAAACCUGAGUUUGGUUUCCCUCAGGACUUCUGUGAUAAACUCAGACUAGAGUUAUCACCAGCCGCAGAUAAUAACUUGCUCUCUCAUAGUACUCAAAGUUCAAAUGAAGAUGGGGAAAGCUCGUCUAAGAGAAUAUCUGAUAGGUUGCAAAAGGAUUUACACAAAUCUGGAGAAACCCUGUAUGGCCAAGAAACUUUAGAGCUAUCUGAUACUGGCACGUCAUUUGGUCUAAAAAUGGAUUCACCUCUGUCGCAAAGAGCAGAAGGUAGCGACACCCCUAAAGUAAAUAGCUUCCAGCAAUCUUUAACUCCUAAUGAAGAAGCCGAUUCUCAAAUCAGUUGCCAUUUAAAUCUUUCUCUGGCUUCUUCUCCAUUGCCUGUCAGUAAGAAUCAGUCUCCGGCCAAAACAGUCCAUGUGGCUAACGAAACUGGCAUUUGUUCAGAUACAAGAUCAAAGACUGAUGGCAACGAGGUUGACCGCAGUGCUCCAUUCAAGAACCAUCUUUCUGAUGGCAGCACAUCUUUGUCACCCUCAAAAAAUAACAAGCACGUGACUCCUAGUCCUCCAGCACGGGCAAAUGAUGGAUUCUGGGAACAGUUCCUGACAGAAAGACCUGGUUCCUCGGACACUGAAGAAGCAAGUUCUAAUUUCAGGGCUCAUCCCUAUGAUGAGCCAGAAGCAAGAAAAGUAGACCAAGGAUUAUCCAAGAACAUAAAGAGUGCUCAGCAUCUUAGCCUUUGA